Molecule: messenger RNA, 513 nt
Organism: Nannizzia gypsea CBS 118893
Lineage: Eukaryota; Fungi; Ascomycota; Eurotiomycetes; Onygenales; Arthrodermataceae
Exons: 4
Coding region: 1-513 (170 amino acids)
Source: RefSeq, a predicted model, not a curated record
AUGGCUUCAAAUGAUGAUCCUGCAGUGCCUCCUCUCUCUCGCGCUACAAGCGGACGGACUAGACGCUCUAGUCGUUCGGCCCCUGAAGGCUCUUCACGACGAUCAAGUUCCCAUCCUCCGCCAUACACGUCGGCUAGACCUGAUAUAGGAAGACCUUCAUCUCGCUCCUCUCGCCCCAAAGCCCAAACUAGUGGUGGAGAUGGCAUUGAAAUGCUCCCCGUACGGCCUCCGAGAGCACACCGAAGUUUUCACUCUCGCGCCACCCGGGGAGACGCUCCGGAAAUCACGGACCCGCAAGGGGGGGUUGGAGAUAGACAUUCCUCAUUCAGAUCUGGCCCUGGGAUGCUUCCCAGUCAGCUCACAUGGGGUGCAGCAACGACAUCGAAGUACUGGGGAGUCACCCAGGGCAAUCCCAAGUCAUGGGUUGGGGGAGGUUCGGAUAGCAACUGUCCGUCGCUCUGGUAUUGGCGGAACGUAUACGGCUUCGUUGCGGUUACCCUUCUUUACCAAUAA